Molecule: messenger RNA, 1287 nt
Organism: Seminavis robusta
Lineage: Eukaryota; Bacillariophyta; Bacillariophyceae; Naviculales; Naviculaceae
Source: the annotation of a GenBank genome assembly
AUGUUGGCUGUGCAGGACGAAAUCCCUAUUGGCAGAUUUGGACGACAACACCGAAACUCCGAGGCGAUGGAGCUGGUAGGGAAGAAACCAAGUGAUCACGGGUGGCACAACUUCAGUCACACAGUCGUCUUCUCCCACGGUGGCUUGUCUCCUGAAGGAUGGCAAGAACUCGCAACUGCAGUAUCUGGUAUGGAUAUCCUGAAAAUCACAUCUAUCGUUCUGAAGGAUAUUAGAUUACAAUCUGAAGGGUGCUGUGCGCUGACUGAGAUUGUCCGAACAAGCAAGUCUCUGGACAAGCUGCACAUCCGCCACAGCCCAGGCACCAUCCCCACUGACCCCUUCCGGGAAUUGGCCAAUGCUGUCGCUGGGAGCUCAUCCUUGACGAGCCUGAGCCUUGUAAGGUGCAAUCUGGAGCCUGACGGAUGGAGUUUUGUUUCUGAUAUUGUUCGCCAGACCACACACAUACAAGAGCUUGAUCUCGGGUCAAGCAACGUUGGGUCCGAGGGUUGCGCUGCAAUCGCAGAAGCCAUAAAACGCAACACAAUCUUGAGGUCGCUCACUAUUUCCAAGAAUAUUGGACCGAACGGCCAUCUCGUCCUGGCGGAGGCUCUAAAAGUCAACACUGCGCUUACAACUUUGAAUCUAUCCCACCAUCUCAUUUCCUUGAAAGGUUGGGAAGCGCUGGCGAGAGGAUUAUCAGGGAACAGGUCGAUGACCACACUGAGUCUGCGCGACGCCAUCAUUUGUCCUCGAGGGUGGGAAAUACUCCUGGAGUGGCUCAAAACAGGCAGUAGUCUCAAGAAGAUCAACCUGCAUGGCAAAUCCAGAAAGAAAGACGAAUGGGUUGCCUUCGCCAAGGUUCUGGUGGACAAUGAUUGCCUCACAGAUAUUGAUGUGUCUGGCGACGGACCCAUAGCACGUGGUGCGGAUGUGGUAGAUAUCUUGAGGGCAUUUGCCGAAGCGCUUGACGUAAACACAACAGUUCAACGGAUCCAUUUUCCUGCGGGGAGCAAUACCGCGACGUCAAGAAGGACGUUUCUUCAGUUUCCUGCGGGCUUCGGCAACUCGAGGUCAAGAGGGGCGUGGUCCUCUAUACAACUCAGUCUGCUCCUCAACCGUGCCGGGCGAAAGCGCUUGCUGUGCUCACGAGAUCCCAGUCUGCCGGUGAGAGACAGCGAGUGGGUUGACGCACUGGUCUGCUGUAGCAAUAGCGUCCCCGCGAUAUUUUUCUUCUUGUCUGCAAGGCCCGAGUUGGUUGCCAAGAGCGUUCUGCAGCAAUCUCUUUGA